Molecule: messenger RNA, 2006 nt
Organism: Xiphophorus hellerii (green swordtail)
Lineage: Eukaryota; Metazoa; Chordata; Actinopteri; Cyprinodontiformes; Poeciliidae
Product: C-type mannose receptor 2-like
Exons: 5
Coding region: 95-1267 (390 amino acids)
Source: RefSeq, a predicted model, not a curated record
CAGUUUUCAGCAGAGCAUCAAGAGAAGAGCAACUAGUUACUGAGGAAGGAGAUAGACAAACUGCUGGAGGAAAAUAAUUCAUCUGACAGCAAAGAUGCAGUGGAGUCUGAUUCUGCUCUUCCUGAUGGCUCAGUGUUGCUUCAUUGACUGUCAGCUCUAUGAGUUUCACUACAUUAAUGAGAAUAAAAACUGGACUGAAGCUCAGCAGUACUGCAGAGAGAAACACACUGACCUGGCCACAGUGACUAACAUGAAGGCCAUGAAGAGACUCAUCAACAUCUCAGCUGGAGAUCAGAGUGAAGCUUGGAUUGGUCUGAUCAGUAAACCAGAAUUUACCAGAACAUGGUUCUGGUCUCUGUCUGGAGUGGAGUUCAAUGAAAGUGAGACAAACUGGAAAGAAGGAGAACCAUCAAAUGGUGAAUCUGAAAACUGUGCAUUUCUGAAUCAUGAUCUCAAAUGGGGAGAUGUUGGUUGCGGGGCCAGAAAGGACUUUAUCUGCUUUAAUCGUGAUGAAAUUAAUUUUAUGUUCAGCUUAAAAAAUAGAACUGUAAAUUUAAAUGUAUCUGUUCACUCCACAGAAACUGAUACAACCAAUAAAUAUCACCUGAUUAAAGACAAGAAGACCUGGCAGGAAGCUCAGAGUUUCUGCAGAGAGAAACACACAGACCUGAUCAGUGGAACGAAGCAACUACAGGAUGGAGAAGUGAAGAAUUUGAUGAAGCCUAAUGAUGAACUACACAUCGGCCUGUUCAGAGACACCUGGAGGUGGUCAGAUGGAAGCAGUUUCUCUUUCAGACACUGGAAUAAUGACUUUAACUAUAAAGAAUCCAACAGUGGUCAAUGUGUCAUGACUGUGUUUAAUGAUGGAGGCAGAUGGAAGAAUAUGAACUGUGAUGAAAGAAAACCCUUCAUCUGUUAUGAUGAUAAAGUGAUCCUGAUCAAAGAAAAUAAAACCUGGAAAGAUGCCUUGACCUACUGCAGAGAUCAUCAUGAUGACCUGGUCACCAUCACCAACAUGGAUGAUCAGAGAUGGAUCCAGGAGAAAGUCAAGGACGCAUCGACUCCUUUUGUCUGGUUGGGUAUGCGCUUCAACUGCUUCAAGAACAUCUGGUUCUGGGUCUGUAAGAAGAUCAGCUAUCAGAACUCGACCUCAGCAGGAUGGAUGAACAACUGUAACACGUCUGGAGCCAUGCAGGCUGGAGGAGAACAUAGAUGGUUCCAAAGAAACGACACAGAGGAACUGAACUUCAUUUGUUCUAAGGUUUAAAGUUCACUCUGAUCUCUGGUGACAUGAGUUUGUUGUUUCCAAAGUGAAUAUUUGGUUGUUUGGCUGUAUAAACUUUUGAAAUGUAAUUUUAAAGUAGAAACUAAUGUUACGGCUCCAGUAGGUCUCUUCCUGCAGGGUUCUGGAGACAGACAGGUGUUGUUGUUUGGCCUGAUUGAAGCUGCCAUGAAGGUCAGGAUGUUUUUUUCCUUCCCUCCUCAGAACCCAUUUGGUUUGGUUUGUGUCCUAUGGUUGGUUUUUUUAGGGUUGUUUUGGCUUUAGCUUAUUUUUGAUUAUUCAUGAGUUUUUGCUUUAAUCUAUUUUGGUUUCUCAUUUCGGGUUUUCCAUUUUCAGCUUUGAUUUCUUUAGUACAAUUUAAUAAAAACAUUUUUCUUAAAGUCAGAAAAUCCUUGUGUGGUCUCCUGUAAUGUUACCCCAACAAACGAACCCGGUGGACAUAACAAUAUAUUUAGACAGGAGGAAGAAAAAUCUUCUUAGCGGAAAACUCUCAGUUAUCCCUCUUAACUUUCAGUUUGUAUUUUGAAACACAAUAAAACAGGUUUAAUAUCUAUGGAGAGAAAACACUCCAUACAACGAUCCACAGUGAUUUGUAAACCCUAAAAUAAUAAAAUAAAAUAAACUGUUUGCAACUCAGAGUACUUGUAAAUAAUUGGUCAAAUGCGCACACAAAUAUUAAGAAAUUACAAAUAUAAAGCAAAAGUACUCACACACAAUUACAAUU